Messenger RNA from Thamnophis elegans (Western terrestrial garter snake), 2964 nucleotides. It is a transcript of the gene CDC42SE1, whose product is annotated as CDC42 small effector 1. Gene Ontology annotation, biological process: regulation of Rho protein signal transduction. Gene Ontology annotation, cellular component: plasma membrane. Bases 352 to 591 code for a protein of 79 amino acids. Gene Ontology annotation, molecular function: small GTPase binding. The record is from RefSeq and is a predicted model, not a curated record. NCBI's taxonomy places the organism in Eukaryota, Metazoa, Chordata, Lepidosauria, Squamata, Natricidae. The transcript has 5 exons.
AGCGCUUCCUCCUCCUCCUCCUUCUACCAGCGGCAGCGGGAGGGCGGAGGAGCCGCGCGGAGCUUGGUUUCCCACGGAAAGAAAACUUUCCAUGUUUGUUUGCUGGUGCGCUCGGAGGAGGAGGAGGCACCGCCGAGGGAGAAGGAGCCGCCCCGGGACCCCCAGGUUUUUCUCAACCAUCGGCACCCGAAUCAGUUUCCUGGCCAUCCGAAGGUCACUCUCACCCAGAGUGCCACACGGCCGGCUCACCCCCACCCUCCACCCGGCAUCUCUGGCUGGACAAGAGGUCCCAACCACCCGUCCUCCAGUCCUUGGCACCCACCAGGCAGAAAGCUGGAAGCGACGUUAACCAUGAGUGAUUUUUGGCACAAGCUGGGCUGCUGCGUGGUGGAGAAAGCACAGCCGCAGCAGCGGAAAAGACGGCGGAUCGACCGAAGCAUGAUAGGCGAGCCUAUGAAUUUCGUCCACCUCACGCACAUCGGCUCUGGGGACAUGGUGAACGAGGGCCUCCCCGCCGUGUCAGGAGCCGUCCAGGAAAUGCGGUCCAAAUGCGGGCGAGAAAGACCUUGGAGCAAUUCCCACAUUUUAUAACCUUGUGCCGCUCCUCCCCUCCUCCUUUUCCCUGAGAAUUAAUUACAAAAAUAACCUUCAGAGGGAAAAAAAGAAAAGAAAGAAACUCAUCUCUGCCUCACUUGAAUUUCCUGUCCGGUCUUGUCGAAAUGGGUUGCCAAACUCAAAACCGUUGAGCAAAAUAAUCACCGCGUAACUUAUACUUUAAAAUAUAUAUAUAUAUAUAUAUUGUCCAUCACUCUGCACAUGCCCAGGUGACUGUUCUUUUUCCUGGCACUGUUCGCUCUGCAGAACAGACACACACACACCUUGGCAAGGAAAGCGGGCACCAUCUGGGCAAACCUUGCAGAGAAUAGUAGCUUCCUCAACCGGGAUUGAUCCGCCACACUUCCAUGAUAAGAAAUAAUCAAUGCGUUUUGGUUCCUUCGCAAACGGGGAAAAAAAACCCAUCAGACCGGAUGAAUUAUUCAUGGUGUUUUUGCCAAAGUUUCUCCACUGGAUUUUAUUCUUAAAGGACGUGUGUCCUGGCCACGAGGCGAGACGUUUGGGGUGGCCAGGAUUAUCCCUCCAAAGGGAGGAUGGCAAAUCUCAUUCCGGACUCCUCGCAGAAACCCCCAGGCCGAGGGUGCUAAAACAGGGUGGGCACCCUUCCUGCUAUCAGCCAGUGGGUGCCAAUUCCAGGAAGCAGAGUUCAAAUACCAACAGCAGUUCGGUGCUUGUGAUGUUGUUAUUAUUAUUAUUAUCAUCAUCAUCAUCAUCAUUCUGGUUUGUCGCAGAUUCUGGAUUUGGCGUUCUUUGCCCACUUAUCAAACCUAUUUGCUGCCUAUCUCGCCGUUCGGAGUGACUCUUGAGCAUCUUUUAUCCUCGCAAAACUUUCGGUCCUGAAUCGACCGCCCCUCUGCUCUUUGCACAAAAAUGGGGAUCCGGAGAAAUCCACCCCUCGCGAAGGUGGCGAAGGUAUCUCUGGGUCCAGAGACACGUUGAGGGCCUCCGUGGCUCAAACUCCCGCAAGCCAGGAGGAAUUCGCUCUCAGCUCCCUUUCUUUGUGGAUUGAAGCCUCUCACCCAAGAGCAACCGAGGACCGGGGCCAAACUGCAACCAGGAUCAACCAGAUCCCUGCAAGCUUGUAAAAGGGGGCUGGAGAGAAUCUCACACGGAGACUGUUCGGCCCGGAGGAAGCCCAGCGGCUGGCCCUCAUCCGAAAGUCCCUCCUCUGUUUGAUCCUGGAUUAUGUGGUUCUUUCCUCCAGCCAGACCUGUGUUAAAAAUGUGGAGGCCGCGGCGUGGAAAUCCUGCUUCCGAUACUUGUUUCCCAGGUUCGAUUCUCCUGCGCUCCCCUUCACGCUCAACGAGGGAGACCUGGUUUUUAAAAACGAGGCACCCCGAGAGCCAAAACGAGACUUUUAGACGGUCCGGCCUGGAGGAGGAGAAAAAUACAUUUCAAAUUCCAGGGUCAGCUUUUUCAGCAUCCUGCGCACUUGAGGUUGUGGAAGGUUUCUCCGCCCGCUGUUGGAUUUCUUCCUUCUCUUUCUGAAACUGGAGUUGCAGCCCACAUGACGCCGUCCGGCUGACCCUGGGUAUCCCGAGUGGAUGCUCACUGCAACAAAAUCCUCUCUUCUGUUGUGUCUUUAGCUCCAUCCAGUCGCCCCGUGCCCCAAAUUAAGGGAUUGCAGGUUUGGGAAAAAGGGAUUUUGUGUAUGUGUGUUUCUUGUCUUCCUUGCAAAGCAGGCCAGCUCUGAAGGGGAAACCUUCAGCAGCCAAUAAACUCUCCCCCCACCCUUAUUUUCCCACAGGCGCGAGAACAACUAGGUGUAAAAUUAAACGUCUCCAUUUUUCUCCCCUUUGUUUCCCUGUGCCUGCUGGCCGAGCGAAAGUUAGAUUUCCAAGUAGAACAGCUGUUUGGCAACCAAUUUUUUUCCCCUAAUCUUCGGGGCUUUAGGAUUGCAACGUCCAGCCUUCCUACAUGUUGGCAGUGGAUGAGGGGAUCUGUAGUUUAACUUACCUGAAAAGCAUCUUUCUUUCUUUUUUUCCCCCCACUCCAAACAUUUAGCUGAUGGGUCGAUGUUUCAAAAAUACACGCACGCACACAUAGAGCUUUGGGCAUGUAUAUUAUUAUCCCCCCCCCCAAUUCCCAGCUGGUCUGGGGUUAAAAGCGAUUGCUUGGUGGGGACGGGGGGGGGGGGAAGAAUAGCUGGACUGUUCGGCUGUCUUUUUAUUUGCCAGAAAAACCCAUCAUCUUUUUUGCAAACAAGAAAAUGAUCAUGUUUGUAUGUGUCUGAAGGGAGGAAGAAAAUAUAUAUUAUUUGAAUAUAAUGUUGCAAUUGAGACAGUGAAAUCUGGGAGAAAGGCAGAGCUGUGUAUUGUGCUGGCAUGGUCUUUCUUUUAAGCAAAAAAA